CCCGCGCUGUUGCCAGGGGAACGGGCCCAGUGCCUGGCGAGGCCCAGCCCGCCUCGGCCUGGCCCGGCUGCGCAGCAGUCCCGCCAGACCUGGAGCGGGAGGACGCCCCCUCUCAACCUCCAUCCGGGAUGGGGCCCCGCUCUGGGGCGCGCCGGCUCCCGGUCCCGGGGAUCCUCUCUGCCGUGACGGUCUGAAGGGCGUCUGCCCCGGGGAGGGUGGACAGCCAGGCGCGGGGCCGAACCACUAGCUGACCUUGGCAGGGCCAAUCUGGUACGGCCGCCAGCACGCGCAGAUGCUUUCAAGUCGGCAAACAUUUACUAAGCAUCUGUUAAGUACAAGAUGAACAUCUGCAACAAGCCCUCCAACAAGACGGCCCCUGAGAAGAGUGUGUGGACAGCACCUGUGCAGGCCAGCGGACCCUCCCCGGAGCUGCAGGGGCAGCGGUCCCGCCGGAAUGGGUGGAGCUGGCCCCCUCACCCACUUCAGAUUGUGGCCUGGCUGUUGUACCUCUUCUUCGCAGUGAUUGGCUUUGGGGUCCUUGUUCCCCUCCUGCCUCACCACUGGGUGCCUGCUGGCUAUGCUUGCAUGGGUGCCAUCUUUGUUGGCCACCUCGUGGUGCACCUGAUCGCAGUCUCCAUUGAUCCAGCAGAUGCCAAUGUUCGGGACAAGAGCUACGCAGGGCCUCUUCCCGUAUUUAACCGCAGCCAGCAUGCACAUGUCAUUGAAGACCUGCACUGCAACCUGUGCGACGUGGACGUGAGCGCUCGCUCCAAGCACUGCAGCGCCUGCAACAAGUGCGUGUGCGGCUUUGACCACCACUGCAAGUGGCUCAACAACUGUGUGGGUGAGAGGAACUACCGCUCCUGGCUCUUAUUAAGCUGGAGCUCCUGGGUGCUGACAGCUGCCCAUGGCUGGGCCAGGCUCUUUCUACACAGUGUGGCAUCUGCUCUACUGGGUGUCCUGCUCCUGGUGCUGGUGGCCACUUAUGUCUUUGUAGAGUUCUUUGUCAACCCUAUGCGGCUGCGCACCAACCAACACUUUGAAGUCCUGAAGAAUCACACAGAUGUGUGGUUUGUGUUCUUGCCUGCUGCCCCUGUGGAGACCCAGGCUCCUGCCAUCUUGGCCCUGGCUGCUCUACUCAUCCUUCUGGGCCUGCUCUCCACAGCCUUGCUUGGCCACCUGCUGUGCUUCCACAUCUAUCUCAGUGCUUUCCUGACCCUUUAUGAGCUCCAAGAUCCCAGCUCCACUGCUGCGCCCUCUCCUCCCCCACCAGUGUGGCACAAGCUCACCACCUAUGAGUACAUCGUGCAGCACCGCCCACCACAGGAGGCAAAGGGGGCCCAAAAGAAGCUCGAGUCGUGUCCCCCCAAGAUGCGGCCCAUUCAGUCUGCCUCACCCGCACUUCCCCAGGAGAUGGAGUUCUACAUGAGGACCUUCAGCCAUGUGCGCCCAGAGCCCCCUGGCCAGGCCAGGCCAGCGACAGUAAACGCUAAUCCCUCCUGGUUUCUUGCCACUCAAGACCAAGUGGAACCUCCACGGCCCUCCUCCCCCGACUCUCUAGCCCUGCCUCCUGCUAUCCGACCCCAGAAAAAAAGGAAGCGACGCAGGUAUAAGGUGCGGAGGACCGGGAUCUUGGAACGGGAGUCCCCGCUGCCCAAGCUUCGGGGGCCCCGGACCCCCGACCGGGGCUCCAGCUCGUCGACUGACAGCUCCAGCGCCAGCCCGGUGCACGCCACUGGCCCGGCAGGCGCCUACCACUCUGCUUCAGCCGAGUCCAUGGACGAGAUUCCAGUGGUGCAGUUGCGCCUGGGCAGCGCCGCCCUGGCCACCCCUGGGGGCAGAGCCCGAGACCUCGGGCUGGCGCUGCAGGCGCGUGUGCCAGCCGUGUUCGUGAGCCCGAGUAGCGGCGAACCUGGGACGCUGAAUGUCCAGGAGGGCGGCCGGCCUUAGCUGUGCGGGCCAAGGAGGAGCGGCCGGCUCGACUCUAUGCAACACCCCACUCGCCGCACCUAGUGCACUUUAGGGGCCCCACGGCCGACAGGAUCGACCUCCAUGACUUAGCAAUAUCCAACCCACCGGCCCUGAUGCUCCAAUAAACUUUUUUUUAUGCUUUUGCGGA
This is a messenger RNA of Heterocephalus glaber (naked mole-rat), 2119 nucleotides long. The record is from RefSeq and is a predicted model, not a curated record. NCBI's taxonomy places the organism in Eukaryota, Metazoa, Chordata, Mammalia, Rodentia, Bathyergidae.